Molecule: messenger RNA, 2325 nt
Organism: Ciona intestinalis (vase tunicate)
Lineage: Eukaryota; Metazoa; Chordata; Ascidiacea; Phlebobranchia; Cionidae
Source: RefSeq, a predicted model, not a curated record
ACUCGACAGUGAGCAUAAGGUCUGUAUUGUAGGUAACGGAACGACUUGCGUGGAUCGUGACGAAUGUGCUGAGGGUAUGGAUUCUUGUGCUCAAAACUGCACAAACACAGCGGGAUCGUUUAAUUGUUCGUGCAGAGAUGGUUACAUUGUCAACCCUAUGUCCCCAAACGACUGCUUAAAUGUCAAUGAAUGUAUGAAUGGAUCUCCCUGUGCAAGCUUUGGUGCUGCCUCAUGUAGAGACAACAAUGGUUCAUUCAGUUGCGUGUGUAACUCUGGUUACCAGAUGAAUGCAGAAGGUAACGCGUGUGUUGAUAUUCCUGAAUGCAACAACACAAAUACUUGUAAUACAACAACGAGUCAAUGUAGUGAAACACCAGGAUCGUAUCAAUGUACUUGCAAGAAUGGUUAUGAAAAACCUUCGAACUCCUCCCCACAAUCCAAUACCUGCAUGAACAUUAACGAAUGCAACAACACGCAGGCUUGUAGAAACGCUAAUUGUACCGACUUGCCUGGAACCUUCAGAUGCGAUUGCUGGUACAGCUACAUUCGGCAAACAGCACAAAGUUGCAUCCCAAGAAAUAUCACACGUUGCGUGAACGUUACUUGCGAGGUGGGCCAGGAGUGCCAGGAAGACGAGUUCGGACACGGAACAUGCCAGUGCCAGACGACACACCACAGACACAAUGACACUUGCUUGCCGCGAUACCGGUUCGUGCAACGAACGAUUGAAACCUUCCAAGCAGCUUUCAACAAUCUCACGUCGCCCCAAUCUCUUGAAUUUAUUGGAAGGUUCAAGAUGGUGAUGCUGCCACUCGCUGGCGCCACCGACAUCGUGGCCCUCAUUGUCACCAACCUGCAACCUGGAUCCGUCAUCGUAUCGUUUGAUAUUCUGGUAGGCCCGGGUAGUGCCGCGACUCCGCAACAAGAGAUCUUGACGACGAUCAUUCAAUCAAUCAACAGCAAUAACUUUAACACAUCGUUGUUCAUUGGUUUACCACGAGGAGGUGAAGUAAACAUCACUGGUGUGUGUCCUCCAUUAGUAGAUAGGUCAACCAUAGAUCAAACUACUCUACAAAACAACAAACUCAAUGCUAACAUGACCUGUCAAUCAAGUUUAGUCGGAAUCAGCAUCGACGUUUGUAACUUAACAAACAUUGGGAUCCUACCGACGGAAUUGGUCGUUGCCGCGCAUGGGGCAAACUUGAGCGCGGUUGCCACUCAAUGUAAACCCACGAUACUGAGGACGGUGGACGGGAAACUAUCGGCAACUUUCAUUAUCUCCAAUAUAUUCGAUUGUGGUGCGAUCGCUGCUAUGGAUGCGCAAACCCUCACAUUGUCGUACAACAUUCAAACCGUUCCGCCGACCGUUUCAAGCUCCUCACAAAUCCAGCGUUACUACGACACAAGCGUGAUCUUCAACUGUUCGUUCGCAAGAUCCGAGAUCGUCAACUCACCUUUGUUGAUGCCACAGUUGCAACGAAUCCAACUUGCUCAGCCAGCAGUUAGCGGAAGAUUUGAUAUCUCGCUUAUGUUGUGUCAGGACGAGAAUUGCGCAACUUCCCUGCAAGGAAACCCCCCCACUGUUCACGUAUCUGAGUACGUUUACUUCAAAGCCGCUCUCCCAGCUUCGGACCUUACUGUUCUACAGGCGAGGGAAUGCUGGGCCACACCAACCUCUAACUCAACCAACCCCACAAGAUAUCCAAUCAUUGAAUCAGGAUGUCCUUCCAAUGCCGACCCAUCUUCCAUCUCUGUUGUGAAGAAUUUCAACGGGUCGUUUGUAACGGCCGGCUUCAAAUCAUUUGCUUGGGUUGGAAUCAACGACCAAAAGAUCUUCAUUCAUUGUCAGCUCGACGUCUGCGUUAACAGCGCUGCUAAUUGCUCAGGCCCGGUUUGCUCUCCGGGUAAGAAGAAGAGGGACGUUCAAAAUUAUCACGAAGGGAAACUUUAUAGUUUUGGUCCCUUGAAGUUGGUGACACCAUGUGAUGAGCCUGGUACAUGUGACCACCAGUGUACUUUACACAACGGCGAGCCUAUAUGUUCAUGCUAUGCUGGGUUUACAUUGGACUCAGAUGGAAAAUCUUGUGUGAAAAUAACUCCAGAAGAGAAGCAAACAAGUUGGAUCAGCGUGAUCAUUGUGAUCGUCGUCUUCGUCACAGCUUUAUAUCUCGGACUGAAUUCAAUGUUUACGAAACCAAAGAAAUCUUCAAAAGUUUUGACAACAUAAACUUUCAAAGUUCCGAUUAUUAUUGUGUACAGCUUUAUCCAGAUGUGUUUUGUUCGUUUAAUUUGUUCUCGAUAAUACAUUCCAGUAGGUGCCUGUAA